AUGGAGAAAAAACACAGAAUCAGGCGACUUGUACUUGCAAGCAUUGAUGACCCCUACACCCUAGAUCAGCUCCGCGAGCCUAGGAUGAACUCAUUGGUUGUCCGACCUCUGGUAGAUCGCCUAUACGAUCCUGACGAUCCAACUGUCGGCUUACUCAUCCUGGCACAUAUUCUCGUCGAAGGAUUCGACCCAUUCCAAGGUGCUCCCGAGGAAGUUGAGAGCGAAUGCAGACAAGCCCAGUGGCCCAUUCAGCGCCGAGACGGCCAUGAGAGAAAGCUCACGACUUUGGAGCUGGCCAUCAUUUCCGAAAGCAAACUCUUUCUGAGUUCUUCAGCCUGCCAAAGGCUCGUCGACGCGGUUUGGCAAGGGGUCGUCACUUAUACCCCCUUGUCGUUUGUCGAUAUUCUCCCGGAUCACUACGAGUAUGCCUCGGUCUCGCUCUACGAGCCGCAUAGGGCACCGUUACUGGACGAUAGACGGCUCAUCGUACCGUGGAUUAGGCAAGUGACUGAGCUGUUCCAGUUCAUCACUCUCGUCGGUCUGUAUCUCUUGACAAUGGUAUAUCGGAGUAACCCCACUAUCAGUGGAUGGGAAUGCCUGUUUGCUGUCUACACGGCCGGGUGGACUCUUAACGAGUUCGCGGCAAUCAUUGAGCAUGGUUGGGCAGUCCACUCCCAGACUCUGUGGUCUUUUCUUGAUAUAACCUUCAGCUUCAUAUUCAGCUGCUACAUCUUCGCUCGGGUAUAUGACGUCUUGGCGUAUGGCGGCGUCAUCGCCGACGGCUACGGGGUGCACAUUCUAUGCUUGGCAGCUCCUGUACUACUUACCCGUGUGGCCUUUACGAUCAUGCCAGACAACAUUGUUUUCAUCGGCAUGCACGCCAUGAUGAAGGAUUUCACCCGCCUAACCUUCAUCUCAAUAUGGUGCUUCAUGGGCUUCUUCCUGUCCCUGCAAUGGCUGAUAGGUAGCAACGAAACGGCCACCAACGGAAGCGGUCAACCUGCCUUGAACUGGUACGAUACCUGCAAGUGGCUCAUCUGGACGUGGUUCGGCCUGGAUGGCACUGGAAUUGACCGCUCUGAUGAGUUCCACCCCAUUCUGGGGCCAGCUCUGAUGAUUGCAUUUGCAUUUCUUGGCAAUAUCCUCUUCCUCACGAUCCUGGUCGCGCUGUUGAGUAAUACCUUCUCAAAGCUCAUCGCCGACGCGCCUGCCGAGAUCCAAUUUCGACGAGCUGUACUCACCUUUGCCGGUGUCAAGAGCGACUCAAUUUUCGCGUACCCCCCACCGUUCAAUCUGAUGGCCAUCGCGAUCCUCCUCCCACUCAAGUCUGUUCUUAGCCCGCGAUCGUUCCAUGAUCUCAACAUCUCUGUCAUCCGAACACUGAACGCGCCAGCGCUGCUCAUCAUUAGCGCUCUGGAACGUCGCCGCCUCGCUCACCCCCGUCGCGCACGGUCGCAGUCUUUGCUGAACUGGAGCUUCAGUGGGUUCAACCCGCACGGAGACAUUCAGGCCGUUUUCAAGGUGGAGCCGCCGCCGGGGGUGGAGCGAGCUCUGGAGGAGUUGGAUAACCUGAGCGAUAUCAAGAUCGCGGAGGAGAAUGGCGAGGAGAAGGCGGCCUGGGAGAAUGGUGUCUCCAAUUAG
This is a messenger RNA of Colletotrichum fioriniae, 1641 nucleotides long. RefSeq lists its product as uncharacterized. The record is from RefSeq and is a predicted model, not a curated record. Lineage: Eukaryota; Fungi; Ascomycota; Sordariomycetes; Glomerellales; Glomerellaceae.